Cucurbita moschata (crookneck pumpkin) is the source of this 1070-nucleotide messenger RNA. RefSeq lists its product as uncharacterized. Bases 168 to 1043 code for a protein of 291 amino acids. Gene Ontology annotation, molecular function: S-adenosylmethionine-dependent methyltransferase activity. NCBI's taxonomy places the organism in Eukaryota, Viridiplantae, Streptophyta, Magnoliopsida, Cucurbitales, Cucurbitaceae. The transcript has 2 exons. The record is from RefSeq and is a predicted model, not a curated record.
AAAAAAAAAAAAAAAAAAAGUUAGAACAGAAAAUAUCUUUUAUCUUGUCUGGUAGGAGCAAGCCAUUGGGCCAACUAAUAAUGAAAGUAGAAAAUGGCCACAAAUGAAAACAACUUAUCUCUGAAUCCAAGUCUCCAAAGCCUGGUUAGUUCAAGCACAGAUCCUUGAUGCUAGCCAUUGACAUAACCACCCACCCAUGGCUUCUUCCCAAUCCUGGUUCAAUCUUAGGAAAAGCACAGCCGCCCCGGCAGCCGCGGCGAAAAACCAUUGCCAAUCUGCAAGAAAACAGCCAAACAAGACAAGAACCCACGGCAGCUGCAGGCAAUAUCAGACGCCAGGUUCUUACCUCACAAGGAAGAAUUAAGCUUAAUGCAUACCCGGAUCGAGAAUUCUAUGCUUUUCCACGGUUUGUUACUCAUGUCGGCAAUGGUUUCAUUUCCACUUUAACCAAUUUGUAUCGGGAAAGGCUGCGUCCAGGUAUCGAAGUCCUCGACUUGAUGAGCUCUUGGGUUAGCCAUCUCCCUAAAGAAGUCGAGUAUAAACGAGUGGUUGGACAUGGGUUAAAUGCUCAGGAGCUUGCUAAGAACUCCCAACUUGAUUACUACUUUGUGAAGGAUCUUAAUGAAGAUCAGAAGCUUGAGUUGGAGAGUUGCAGUAUUGAUGCAGUUGUGUGCACUGUUAGUGUGCAGUAUCUUCAACAGCCUGAGAAGGUGUUCGCCGAGGUGUUCAGGGUGCUGAGGCCAGGAGGAGUGUUCAUCAUUAGCUUUAGCAACAGAAUGUUCUAUGAGAAAGCUGUGAGUGCAUGGAGAGAAGGUUCUGCAUACAGUAGAGUACAAUUAGUAGUCCAAUAUUUCCAAUGCAUUGAAGGAUUUACACAACCAGAGAUUAUAAGAAAGAUGCCUGCUUCAAGCAGCACUGGAGAAGAUAACUCACCGUUCAGCUGGAUUCUGAGGCUGCUAGGCUUGUUUUCUGGCUCAGACCCUUUCUAUGCAGUGUUGGCUCACAAGAACUUCAAGCCUGUAUAUACAAAUGAAACUAGUUGAUCUCGGAAAUACGUACGUUUAUUAGUU